UUUUGGCAAGCAACGCACGCCGAAUCAUAAAAAUCCAGCACCAGAAAAGGGUACCGGGCGAACAAAAACAAACAUACAGCCAGAAAACGUUUCAAAAUGUACAGCAAAAGUGUUGAUCAAAUAACUAUCCUGCAAGGAGAUCGAACAAAGUUAAAAGAUUUGCUUCGUUUGCGGCUCAUCGAGUGCGGUUGGAAUGACCAGGUACGAUACCUCUGCAGGCAGGCGAUAGUGGAAAAUGGGCACACGAACGUGGACGGCGUCGUGCAAGUUGUAACGCCGGAAGCUCGUACGCUGAUUCCUGAUGUGGUGAAACGGGAGCUGCUGCAGAAAAUUCGAAUGAGCUUGUUACAGCAGGAAAAGCUCGAUCUGUAAUUGUUUCCCACGGCAUAAUAAGAGAGUGUAGCAAUCCUAAGUUAAGCGAAUAAUACAAUAUGUUCAAUUAUAAGACGAUAAA
Messenger RNA from Anopheles moucheti, 454 nucleotides. Its product is annotated as enhancer of yellow 2 transcription factor-like. The record is from RefSeq and is a predicted model, not a curated record. Gene Ontology annotation, biological process: positive regulation of DNA-templated transcription; regulation of transcription by RNA polymerase II; poly(A)+ mRNA export from nucleus. The transcript is spliced from 2 exons. The coding region runs from base 97 to 372 and encodes 91 amino acids. Gene Ontology annotation, cellular component: nuclear pore; DUBm complex; SAGA complex. Gene Ontology annotation, molecular function: transcription coactivator activity; chromatin binding. NCBI's taxonomy places the organism in Eukaryota, Metazoa, Arthropoda, Insecta, Diptera, Culicidae.